Molecule: messenger RNA, 3348 nt
Organism: Neocloeon triangulifer
Lineage: Eukaryota; Metazoa; Arthropoda; Insecta; Ephemeroptera; Baetidae
Gene: Rhau
Product: ATP-dependent DNA/RNA helicase DHX36
Exons: 17
Coding region: 264-3242 (992 amino acids)
Cellular component (GO): cytoplasm; intracellular anatomical structure; nucleus
Molecular function (GO): DNA helicase activity; ATP binding; G-quadruplex RNA binding
Source: RefSeq, a predicted model, not a curated record
GUUUUGAUUUCCAGCCAAAAGGGGUAAAUCAAGGGUAAAUAGAAAGGAGAGAGAAGUAUUCGCACAACCACAAACCACAUGGCAAAUUUCUCUUUCCUUGCCGAAAAUUAAUUUUGAUUUUCCCAAUCAUAUGUACUGACAGAGUUUUGAAUUUGAGUUGUUUAAGAAUAGCCAAAAAUCACCAAAAAGUCGAAAUGACGCAAUGACACAGAAGAAAUAGGAAGUCCUUUAGAAGCGAAAAAGCACAAUUUUUCUUCAAAAAAAUGUCAAGAGGAGGAUUCUUCAGAGGAAGAGGAGGUAGAGGCCAUCGUUUUUUUGGUGCUGGUAGCAGUAGCGGUUCCUCUAAGCAAGGGAACUCUUGGAAUGAAAAUUUUGAAGAAUCUGGAGGCAGUUUCCCCAGGAAUGAGAGGAAAAAUCGCCCACCUCCUGGACUUAGAGGAAGAGACAUUGGAAUGUACUACAAGAAUCUGGCUUUGAAGAAAAGAGGAGGUGACUUUGCAAAUUUUGAGAGUAGAGAAGGAUUUGAUCAAAACACCAAAAGAAAAUUUCAACAAGAAGAAUCAAAGAAAAAAUUAAGAGUUUCUCUUGAUGGUGCUCGUCAAAGUAGAAUUUCUGAGAUGCUGGCUGCUACCCCAUUCGAUGGUCCAACUGAAAGUUUUGCCUACCACGAAAUCGCUGAUAGUGAGUUCAAACGGCGCUUCUUAAAGAACUUGGAUGGCAACUUGAAGGGAAAUGGCGACGACUUGGUUUUCGACCCUAUGGAGCAGGACAUUGAGCUCGAUCAGACCCUACAGAAGGAGCUCGAGAAAAAGCAACUUGACUUUCGCUACAUCAAAAUGAAGCAAGACAGAGCAAAGUUGCCUGCUGCUGACAAAUGUGAUGAAAUUUUGAAUGCUGUUCAAGAAAAUCAAGUGAUUGUCAUCAGUGGAGAAACAGGUUGUGGAAAAACCACACAAGUUCCACAGUUCAUCUUAGACGACGCUAUCAAGAAAGGCCAGGGGUCAAUGUGCAGGAUUAUUUGCACCCAACCUAGGAGAAUCAGUGCCAUCACAAUUGCCCAACGAGUUGCGGAUGAGAGAACUGAAAGCUUGGGAAAAAGCGUCGGUUAUCAAAUCCGUCUCGAAAAUGCCAUUCCUCGUAAAAAAGGCUGCAUUCUUUUCUGCACAACAGGCAUUUUGCUCCAGUUCCUCCAAUCAGACCCCAAUCUAACACACACUUCGCACAUUGUCAUCGACGAAAUUCACGAGCAGGACAUUCUCAGUGACUUCAUCCUGACCAUUGUCAGAGACCUGCUACCCAGAAGGCCAGACCUAAAGGUGAUUUUGAUGAGUGCCACAUUGAAUGCAGAAUCUUUUUCCAAGUAUUACCACAGAUGUCCAAUGGUCCAUAUCCCUGGAUUCACUCACCCUGUCACUGUCUAUCACUUAGAAGAUGUGCUCAAAAUGACAAAUUUUAAAGUCCAGAGCAAGGCAAGAGAUCGUCCCAAGUGGACCAAUUAUACUGCCGAUGGCAAAGAAAGGCGGAGAGCAAAUGACGAGUACAGUGAACUGAUGGGCCCUUUCUUAAGACAUCUGAAAUCCAAGGGAACCUAUCCUGAUCAUGUGCUUGACUCGUUGAGUUUGCCUGAGUCGGAGGAAAUCAAUUUUGAGUUGAUGGCAAGUCUAGUUCAAUACAUCUGUCAGACUCAGCCUGAAGGUGCUAUUCUGAUAUUCCUGCCUGGCUGGGACCAAAUUUCCAAGCUCCACAAGAUGAUUACGGAGAGCAGCUUUUACUCUAAAAGCAGGUUCCAAGUACUUCCUCUGCAUUCCCAAAUGCCCACUGUAAACCAGAAAGAGAUUUUCUUGCGACCGCCUCAUGGUGUUCGGAAAAUUAUCAUUGCAACAAACAUUGCUGAAACUAGCAUUACAAUUAAUGAUGUUGUGUACGUCAUUGACUGUGGAAAAAUCAAGAUGAAAAAUUACAAAGUAGAAGAAAAUAUUCAAACGCUACAGCCUGAAUGGGUCAGUUUUGCUAAUGCAAAGCAACGGAGAGGCAGGGCUGGACGUGUACAACCUGGAGUUUGUUACCAUCUUUUCACCCAGAGGAGAGAAAUGACAUUAGCCUCCUACCCUAUUCCUGAAAUGUUGCGAAGUCGACUGGAGGAGGUGAUUUUGCAAGUAAAAAUACUGCAGUUAGGGAAAGUGGCGCCGUUUUUAGAAAAAGUCAUGCAGCCUCCUAAUCCGAUUGCCAUUGAUCAUGCCCUAGAGCUUCUAAAAGUGAUCAGUGCUUUAGACGAAGAUGAAAACUUGACCCCUCUUGGAUUUCACUUGGCUCAGCUUCCGAUGGAUCCGCAGUUAGGGAAAAUGAUCCUCAUGGCAGCAUUAUUCCGUUGCUUGGAUCCAGUACUGUCCAUUGCUGCCAGCCUAAGUUUCAAAGAACCUUUCAAUCUGCCAUUAGGUUUUGAGAAAAAAGUUGACCAACUUAAAUUUGAAUUGUCCAAAGGACAGAAAAGUGAUCACUUGGUCUUGUCUGAAGCAAUGAGGCUCUGGGAACAGGCAGACACAAGAGGAGAAGGCAAUAGCUUUUGCAGGAGAAAUUUCCUAUCUCUAAACACACUCAACAUGCUACAUCGAAUGAAGUCUCAUUUGGCAGAGCACUUGCAGAAAAUGAAAUUCGUCAGUUCAUCUGACCCAAAAGAUCCUGAUUUCAACAUCUACUCUAAAAACUAUGCUCUUGUAAAAGCUGUCGUGAGUGCAGGACUUUACCCAAACAUUGCAAUUCUGAAUAAGGUCAGAAAGGAGAAGAAACUGCUGAAAACUGCCACUGACCGAAGAGUGUGUCUGCACCCUAAAUCUGUCAACAAUUUCCCUUCAGAAUUCGAAUCACCCCUUUUUGUCUACCACCUGAAGCUUAAAAGCGCCACGGUCUACUUACAUGACUCGACGAUGGUGUAUCCCUUGCCUCUGCUCUUUUUUGGAAGCAGAUUGCGCCAGCAGCCAGAAACUACACAAAAUUCCACUGAACUCGCAAUGGACCAGUUUGAGUUUCAAUGCUCAGAGGGAACAGCAAAGUUGCUCAUGGAAUUGAGGAAAAGGCUGGAUUCACUUCUCGAAUUCAAAAUCACCCAUCCUCACAUCAUCGAAUGGAGAAAUUCUCAGUCUGCAGAGAAGUCACUGGUUCAAGCUAUUGUGGAGCUAAUUUCAACCGAAGAUAAAACAAAUCAAAUGGGUUUUCAAGAUUAUCCAGAUGAUGACUCAGAAUGAAGGAUUUCAACCUUCCAUGAAUUUUCAACUCUUUCUUUCAUUAAAAAUAUAAAUUAGCAUUAAACUAUUGGUUUUUAAUCUGAUCGAGAUUUGCUCAAAUCAUAUU